Messenger RNA from Gadus macrocephalus (Pacific cod), 3350 nucleotides. RefSeq names its product interleukin-1 receptor-associated kinase 4 (gene irak4). The coding region runs from base 193 to 1575 and encodes 460 amino acids. Gene Ontology annotation, molecular function: magnesium ion binding; protein serine/threonine kinase activity; ATP binding. Gene Ontology annotation, biological process: protein phosphorylation; signal transduction. The record is from RefSeq and is a predicted model, not a curated record. Lineage: Eukaryota; Metazoa; Chordata; Actinopteri; Gadiformes; Gadidae. The transcript has 11 exons.
CAGAUCUGGACUUGACGGUUUUGGUUCAGGAAGUUGACAUUAUGAACACAGAUAUAACAGACUGAAACCAUGUAGCCUACUGUAUACAAUAGGAUAGCCUUAAAUCCUACCGCGAUCAAAUUACUGCACCUAUAGGCCUACUCAAAUCAUGUGAUUAGUGUUGAUGCCCGUUAAAAAUACGUGGAUUACAAGAUGAAUAAGCAAAUCACAUCGAGCACAUACAUCCGCAAACUAAAUUUUUCAAUACUUCGUAAACUGUCCGACUUUUUAGACCCCGACGACAGAUGGAAAGAGGUCAUCGUGUUGAUAAUGAAGCCCAGCGGGGAGCCGAGAUACACGCAGAUCGAAGUCAGGAGGUUUGCGUCCCUUGCAAAGCAGGGGGAGAGCCCCACAAUUGAUUUCUUGACUAAUUGGGGGACCACCAACGCCACGGUGGGUGAGCUGGUGGAUAUUUUGAAGAGCAAUAAGUUACUCGCAGCUGCUGCGUUGCUCCUUCCAGAGCCUGUAUCAGAAGUGCUGCCACAAGCUGAGAAUGACAGCAACACACCAACCAUUGAAUUUGAGCCCCAGAGCUGGCCUUUGCCUGUGUGUCCUAAUCCUCACCCAGAGAAGCCUGCAGAGACAGCUGAACCAGACAGCACAGGUUACUUGAGCUUCCUGUACCACGAACUCAUGGACAUCACGGGCAACUUUGACGACCGGCCAACAUCGGAGGGCGGGAAUUGGCUGGGGGAAGGGGGGUUUGGAACGGUGUACAAGGGUUUUGUCAACAACUUACCCGUAGCCGUGAAGAAGCUCAGUCCAGAAGAAGACAUCUUAGCGGACGAGUUACGACUUCAAUUCCGCCAGGAGAUAGAAACUCUGAAGACUUUGAAACACCCAAACUUGGUGGACAUGGUCGGCUUUUCCUGUGAUGGACAGUACCCGUGUCUGGUGUACGUCUUGAUGGCCAACGGUUCGGUUCUUGAUCGGCUGGCUUGUAUGGAGGAAAGCCCUCCUCUGCCGUGGAGCAUGAGAUGUUUGAUAGCUACAGGAAGUGCCAGAGGUUUGGAUUACCUCCACAACAACCACCAUGUCCACAGGGAUAUUAAAAGUGGGAAUAUCCUGCUGGACGACCACUUUGUGGCAAAGAUCUCUGACUUCGGGCUGACCAGAGCGUCUCCCACACGAUCGUCAGUCACCAUGCAAACAGAGAGGAUUGUGGGUACACGUGCGUACAUGGCACCCGAGGCUCUGCGUGGCGAGAUCACGCCGAAAUCCGACGUAUUCAGCUUUGGAGUGGUGUUGUUAGAAAUAAUAUCUGGACUCCCGCCAGUCGACGAAAACCGUGAAAUGCCAUGUCUGAUGGAGCUGAGGUAUGAAAUCGAAGACGAGGAUGAGGAUCUGACCUUGGAGGGCUUCGUGGACAAGAAGAUGAGGGACGCAGGCAUGGCCCAGGUGGAGAGGACCUACACCCUGGCCUGCCAAUGUCUCGAAGACAGGAAGGUUAAACGACCAACCAUCAAACAGGUCCUGGCAGAGCUGGAGGAUGUCAGCAGAGGUUUUUCUGCUGCAGCAUCAGGCACUGGGAGCUGAGCCAUGACCUGCCUGUCAAAGCUAAACCCCUCCGAUCCUGACCUGGAUGCAAAUCUAUCUGCCCCUGAAACUGACUUUAUUGUGCAGUGUUUUGACCAGGGAUGCACCAAUCAGGAUUAUUCAGGCUGAUAACGAUUUUUUAUGUGCCAUCAGCCAACAUGGGUGAUGCCAGAUAUUUUUGCGCUUUGCCUGUCAGAGGCUUCAGUCACAAGCCGUGGGGUCCAGCUACAGCAGAUGUCUCCAGUGAGAUGCAGGCAAGCUUUGGCAUGAUGGCCAUUUAUAUGGUUAAGUGUCCUAGCUUGAUUGAGAGAUAGGGCCAUUUAAAGAGGACUUGUUAAAUGUUAAAUGCAGGACAAACGUUUAAUAAUUACCGAGCAUCUUACCCUCAAUCCGUCUUGUGCAGUCUUUUGAGUUCUGUGAUCAGCAAAUUAAUACUUGAUCACGUGCAAUAUUGAUCAUUGGCCGAUCGAUCACUAAUUUGACGCUUAUGUUCACAUUAGAUCCUAGCCCCAAUAGUGUUCAUAGUUGUUUGGAAUGUUUUUCCUCUCAUGCACUUUGACACCAUUGAAUAAUAAUAUUCAAUAUCAUUUCUGUUAGAGAAGUUUGGUGAUUACGUUUGAAUGUAAAAUUUGAAAGUGUGUUGGAUGGUGGGAAAUACAUGAAAGUGAAUUGUGAUUCAUAUAUUGUUAGUAAAUAAGUACGGUAUUUUGUAUAGUACUUCAGCAUUGCUUUUGAACAGUCUUAUAUGUUGCCUUCAUUUAAAAAUGUGUACCACUGUAUUUGUUUUUACUAAAUGUUUUAUUAAAUGUACACAAUACAUUGAACUGUCAUACAUUGGAGUGGUUCAAGAUAUAAAAGGAAUUUUAUCAAAUCAAGUUACAAAUAAGAUGUAACGAUUGAAAAAAGGGAAAUAAAAAUCAAUUAUUGCAAUACAGUUUAAGCUUUAUCUGAACACUUAAAAUGCAAUACAUUCUAUGUGCCCACAAUGGAAGUAAAAAGAAAAAAAGGUGAUGUAAAUUAAAUAUUUUCUUUCUUUAAAAGAUCUAUGGUAAGAAAACGAUUAAGACCACAUGAUGAUAAUUUAUUUUUCCUAUUAUAUUCAUUCUAUGAAUAAAAAGGGUAACAUCUUCCCCCCUUCAAGCAAGAGGUGAACAAAGAUAUCGUUUCUAGACAAGCGGGAUAGUGACACACAUUUAGCACAAGGAACUUUCCCUUUUCUCUUUAAGAAGGGCCCCUCUUUGCACCACCGGUGGUGAUCUGUAUUGGCCAAGUCAAACCCACCAGUGAGGUCACUAGAGGGACGAUUUUAAAAUGGCUAAUGGACAUCACACCCAGUGGCUUAAAGUUUGGUAGGACUUCACUCUGCAAUGGGCAGCUUGCUCCUGGAUGUAUUGCAGGAUAUUAUUUUUGGAAGCAUCUACUACUAACCCCCUCCACUCAUUCUCUAUCGACACCUACAAAUCACCAGCACAUAGACAAGAUUUUCUAGAUCACGGAUCACACACGGCUACAGUAUGUACAUUUACAGCACUUGCAUAGAAAAAUAUGCUUUUCAGCAGAUGUGUAUUAUUUUUUGUUUGUUCCCCGUGUAAACCUGUUGUAUAAAAACAGUUUAAAAAAACUGAAUACAGGACAAAGUGGAAACAUCGAGUAAAUUGUGCACGCUAUUUCAAGAUCCUUUGCAAGUCUUUUUUGCAGUCAUAUAACAUGAAUGCCACGCAAUGGAAUGCAAGUUAGGAAUUCAAGCAUACUGGCGGAUAAGGGGAAGUGUUUUU